UCCUUCGGUGGCCUCUGUGGCAGUCGUGGACACGUCGAGCUGGGCCGAACUCAAAGGGGCUUCUGAGAAGUCCUGAGGGGGGGCGGUGACGGGUUGAGGUUCUGAGAGGGCGGCGUCGGUGGCGGAACUCGACCUGGGAAGAGACUCUCCUGCUUAUUCUCAUUUUUUUUCCUGGAAAAAUGGAUCAUUCCCACCAUAUGGGGAUGAACAAUAUGGACCACAACAGUACCAUGCCCCCAUCUCACCAUCACCCAACCACUUCAGCCUCACACUCCCAUGGUGGAGGAGACCACAACAUGAUGCGUAUGACCUUCCACUUUGACUUUGAGAAUGUGGAACUAUUAUUUUCCGGUUUGGUGAUCAACACACCUGGAGAGAUGGCUGGAGCUUUUGUGGCUGUGUUUUUACUAGCAAUGUUCUAUGAAGGACUCAAGAUAGCCCGAGAGAGUCUGCUGCGAAAGUCACAAGUUAGUAUUCGCUACAAUUCCAUGCCUGUUCCUGGACCAAAUGGAACCAUCCUUAUGGAGACACACAAAACUGUUGGGCAACAGAUGCUGAGCUUCCCUCACCUCCUGCAAACGGUGCUGCAUAUCAUCCAAGUGGUCAUCAGCUACUUCCUCAUGCUCAUCUUCAUGACCUACAACGGCUACCUCUGCAUCGCAGUAGCAGCAGGGGCUGGAACAGGAUACUUUCUCUUCAGCUGGAAGAAGGCAGUGGUAGUAGACAUCACAGAGCAUUGCCAUUAACACCAGACUCAGUGGUGUGGCCUUACCAAUUGCAGUGGGGAGCCGCUUGAGUUGGGAAGACAUGAUUCCUGCUUCAAUCAUCCCUUCUCACUCCUCUCUCUUUACACACACACCUGCUGAGUAGAGGUUUAGUUUACAGUCUCCAAGGUAAAUUCAUGUUUUUCAGUAAGCUGAGAUACCCGUUUCUCUGGAAGUGAAGCCACCCAUGAGAUGCCGUCUCCUCAUCAUCAUCCUUGAUUGUUGGCUAAUCCAGGUAGCUUUCUAGUCAGUGAUUUGAUUAUCUGCUUUUUAAUCUUCUGGGUUUCCUUUAACACAAUAUGUGGAUUUGAUGGGGGUUGUUUUGGUUUUUGUUUUCUGGGUCAGUAAUGAAAAGGGAUUAACUUCAACCAGGAUUGAUGACAGUUGAGGGACAUUCUUGCCCAACUAAACCCAGGAUUCAAAUGUCACAUUAGAACACAAGUUCCAAGUGGUAGAGUGUCUGUCUAGCAAGCCUAAGGCCCUGAGUUCGAGCCCUAGUACUGCCACAAAAAAAAAAAAGGAAGGUCCAGUCUUUGUACUCAGUGAGUAAAAAUUACAUUGUGCCUUUCUCUAGGUGUGGUGUGUUGCACCAAAACCUUUGCAGCAUACGGAGGGGUGAUUGGAGACUAAAUGUAGGCCUAGCGAUUGUUGACUUCUGUAUUUUGGGGUUACUCAUCAGCUUGUUUUCCCACCUUAUAUUUUGACAUUUUUGUUAGGAUAAGCUUGCCAAUCUGAAAGAAAAAGACAAUCCAUUUGAGAAAAUAGAAAUUGAUUUUUAAAAAUAAAACCAUUGGCAUUUUACUUUGAUGUGGUACCUUGGUUUGACCCCGCUGAAUGAAGGAGAAGAGUUUGAAUUAUCUUUUUCCUACUAUUAUUUUUAUGUCUGCCUGAAACCAGUGAUUUUUCAGACUUUAGUAUGCAUCAAAACCAUCUGGAAGGCUUGUUAAAAAACACUAGUUUCUAGGCCUUAAACCCAGAGCCCCAAAAUUGGCAUUUCUAAGUUCCCAGGUGUUGCACUUUGGGAAUAUCUGCUUUAAUAUCUGGGGAGGGAGGUACCUAGUAUUGGGCAUAAGAAUUAGGCUGUCCAUUGCAGGUGGUGUGUCUGGGUGGGUGUAUCUCCUGUGAUACUGCUCAUCAGAACUUUAUCAUUCCAUAAACAUUAAUUCAGCUCCAGCUGCAUGCACACACACACACACACACACACACACACACACACACACACACACACGUAACAGCUAUAGCAGCAUAUAUGAAGCCACUGGUUUUUU
Messenger RNA from Perognathus longimembris pacificus (Pacific pocket mouse), 2032 nucleotides. RefSeq names its product solute carrier family 31 member 1 (gene Slc31a1). NCBI's taxonomy places the organism in Eukaryota, Metazoa, Chordata, Mammalia, Rodentia, Heteromyidae. The coding region runs from base 180 to 746 and encodes 188 amino acids. Gene Ontology annotation, biological process: copper ion transmembrane transport. The record is from RefSeq and is a predicted model, not a curated record. Gene Ontology annotation, cellular component: membrane. Gene Ontology annotation, molecular function: copper ion transmembrane transporter activity. The transcript has 5 exons.